AUGGAUGUGGCAAAGAUUGAAACUAAAGAAAACAACAUAAAUUACAAAUCACCAAGCAUGUUACAAGCUACCAAGCUGGCAGAAGAGAAGAACAAGGCGGAGGUAGCCAAAGCGUUGGAACAAGCAGAGAAAAGAAGGAAGAGAGCGGAGUCAAGAGCCCCUCAGUCAGAACUUGCUCCAUCGUUGGCUCAGGAGCCUCAUCAGAUUACAGCAACAGAUUUGAAUGUAGCGUCGGGAAUUGACUUGGAGAAAGGGUCUGGAAGGAAUCUGGAGGAAGCAAGCGGUGGAGAAGUGGAAGGCAAAUCCGGUUUGGUCAAAGCGCCGGUUGAUGACGGCUCAAGUUUGGCAAGUUCCGACUCCUUUUGGUAUGAACAGGCGCCUAUUCACCCUCAGCAAGAACCCGUUUGCCCAGAAAGGCAAGAAACAGAGGAUUUUGUCCAGCAAGGCGUCAGAGGGAGAGGAUGGUGCAAACGUGGAAGAGAUAGAGAGGAGGAGGGAAAGAACAAAGAUGUGAAGAAGCUACGUAAAGAACUAGAUGUGUUGCAGUUGGAGAUGGAUAAGUUAGAAGGUGGGAAGGAUAAGAAGGGUAAAGGGAAGAAGCUCGCGGGAAAGGAUGAUAGGAAGAGAAGAAGAAAGGGGAAGGGAAAGGAAGUGAAGAAGAAAAGAUCAACUGAUCCUGAAGGAUCGGACAAUCAAGAUUACGGUCACGCUUCUUCCUCUUCUGAUGGCGACUCUUUUGACGCGUCUGUGUCUUUGAUGGCUACUAAGAGGAAAGGAGAUAAACAGAAGCCACUAGCAUUGGCUUUCAAGUCAAUCUCUGGGUUUGAUCUUCCCAAUCUCCCCAUCCAGUGGGAAAAGAAUUUCCGCCGCAUGAAAUACUAUGUUCCUCUGACGGUGUUCAAUGCUUCUAACAUUGAUGCUUAUUGGGCAACCUCCAAGCAAAAUUGGACACAGGCCAAGAAACCGCGCCGAGGUAAUAGGGGGAGAUCCAAUUUUUCAAAAACCUUUUACCCCCAAAACCUGUCAAAUACCAACUCGACCCAAAGGAAGGAAGCAGGUGGGAGUAAGGAAUGGGUAGCCAGAGGGCAGCAACACACAAAUAGUGUAGCAUUGGGGUCUGGUGGCCCUGCAAAGAAAGGCCCAAAAGGUUCUGGCAAUGUAGAAAGGCUGGUCAACAAAAGUUUAACCUCUGUGCAAUUACCUAUCAAGACUCCAGAGGACGUACUUGUCUUUGAGGAAAGUACAAGCAAACCAUUGUUGAGAAGAAAAGUAAAUUUGUCUGAGAUGUCAUGA
This is a messenger RNA of Melampsora larici-populina 98AG31, 1293 nucleotides long. RefSeq lists its product as uncharacterized. NCBI's taxonomy places the organism in Eukaryota, Fungi, Basidiomycota, Pucciniomycetes, Pucciniales, Melampsoraceae. The transcript has 6 exons. Bases 1 to 1293 code for a protein of 430 amino acids. The record is from RefSeq and is a predicted model, not a curated record.